GCCCGGCUCUAGUAGGCGGCGCUCCCUCCUUCCCCACCACCCCGAGUCUUUUUGCAGCCACUGCCUUCCAGUGGCAAGAUGCCGCCCAGUGGAUUGUCCAAUGAACGGCCGGAGCGGAGGGCUUCACUGGAAGGGCGUUGUCUCGCAAGCGACCUGCUAUUGGAGGCUGCCUUUUCCCCAUAAGGCUCGGUCUCCCACCCCCUCCCUCCUCUCGCUGGCGUCAGAAAUAGAAACGACUCGGUCCAGUUUGGCGACAAUCGAGAGAGAGGAACGCACCGGCUCCAAGGGCGCCCUGGAUUUCCCUGGCUCGCUGUCAGAACGCAAAGGAAAGCCGAGGAGCCAAAGAAAGGACGAGUUUCCCCAUCGCAAAGAGCCUCUGGAUUGCUUUCCUCCCUUCGGCCUUGGAGGAAGCCCAACCCCCCUCCUUCAUUCCGUAAGGAAAGUCGUUACGGUACUCGGAGCCACAAGGUGCAUCGCAACUGCCCCCCAAAAAACAAAAAAAACCCAAACCCGAAGCAAAACGCGUUUGAAACACUUCAGAUUUGAAAGCACGCGUCGGGCACAGCGAUCAUGGCGCUGGAUUUCCUCGCAGGCUGCGUAGGAGGUGCUGCUGGUGUACUGGUAGGACAUCCAUUUGAUACAGUUAAGAUGACUGUUUGCUGCAUGAUGAAACAGUCUUGCUGAUUUAAUGUGCUUCUUCCCAUCCAAGAAAAGAUGUUAUGACAGAUAAGCCUCAUCACGGGAGAGUUACCUAGUAAGUAUAGACCAGGUGAACAUUCUGUUUCUCUCGGUCUUAAUUUAUUCCAACAUUUAUGAUUAGUUCAAAUUUUUAUAAACAAGCAAAAAGUACCUUCCCCCUUUUUUUUUUAGUUUUUAAAAUGUUUCUAGAGUGGAGGGUGUGGGGUAUGUAAUGCCUUUAAAUAUAAUCUGUAUUUUUUUUAAAGAAAAGUCUAACUUUUGCAAUUUGUUCUCUAGUGUUUUUCUUUGUCCCCUUUUGUGCUUAAAGUUUGUAUACCUGUGCUAACAAGCAAAAGCCUCUUAAAUUGUGAAUUCUGUUUCAGCCUUUCCUUAAAUCAGGAACCCAUUUUUCAUUUCCCCAUACAGCUAUGACUGCUUUGUGUUAAUGAGUUUUAGGUAUUGCUACUGGAAUGAUAUCUGAGCCCACUCUUGGUAUACUUUUUAGUAUUUUGAAUUGCCAACAUUUGAUUGUUACUCACCUUUACAAAAUAAGAAGAAAAAGUAGGAACCAUCUUAAUAAAAAUGAUUUUUUAUUAAGAAAUGACAUAGGGACAAAAAUGGAAUUCUUAUUCUAAAGAUGCAACGCUCUAAAGGUUUAAACUAUUGUUAUUAGUCUCUGAGAUCCUUAAAUAGUUUUAAAAUAUCCAGGUUCCAAAUUGUUCCUCCAAACAGGAUUUUCUGACCCUGUAUAGAUUGCUGGAAUGCAUUGUACUAAGAUUAUUUAGACUUUUGGCGUAUUUAAGUUGUGAACCUAAGCUUGUAAAAGUCUUGCAUUGUGGUCCUAUAGAAAAAAAUGUAAUUCUAUGCCUGGGGAACAUUUUCACUUAUGACUGAUACAUUUUGAGCUUAGCUAUUCAUGGUUCUAUAGAUGAGCAACACUUAAUUCUUUAGAAACAUCAGAUGUGCUAAUUAAACCAGCAAUAACUGAACAGCCAAGUGAGGAUUUGCCUCACUGAACAUCUUAAUUUAACAUCCUAGUAAGUGACCAUUCCAUAUAGGAUAUAGCAUAAAUCGGAGUGGCUCCCAAAACGCAAACUGUGUUCUCUUUAAUUUAUUGUGGCAUCAUGCCUGCACACAUGUACAUAACUACAUUAUGUGUAUGCACCCAAAGGUACUAUCAUACUAUCAGCUGAUUUUUUGCCAUGUCAGUAAUUUCUAAUUACAUUUUAUAGGUACGUCUUCAAGUUCAAAGUAUGGAGAAACCACUCUACCGUGGGACUGUACAUUGUUUCCAGUCUAUCAUAAAGCAAGAAUCUGCUCUUGGACUUUAUAAAGGUAUUGGAUCGCCUAUGAUGGGCCUCACCUUCAUCAAUGCCCUUGUCUUUGGCGUUCAAGGGAAUGCUCUCCGUGUUCUCGGAAAAGACACACCUGUACAUCAGUUCCUGGCAGGUUCAGCAGCAGGUGCCAUUCAGUGUGUGAUCUGCUGUCCUAUGGAACUGGCUAAGACACGGAUGCAGCUGCAAGGAACAGGGGAAUACAAGUUGAAGUCCAAGAACUACAAAAACUCUUUGGACUGCUUGGUGAAGAUCUAUCGAAAGGAGGGCCUAAAAGGCAUCAACAAGGGAAUGGUUUCCACGUUUCUGAGAGAGACCCCCAGCUUUGGUUUCUACUUUUUAACCUAUGACUGCCUCACAAGGUAUCUGGGGUGCGAAGCGGAAGAUAGUUACAUUGUUCCCAAACUUCUUCUGGCAGGAGGCAUGUCUGGCAUAGUCUCCUGGCUCUCUACGUAUCCUGUGGAUGUAAUCAAGUCCCGCCUUCAGGCUGAUGGAGUUGGAGGAGUCGUACGGUACCACGGUAUUCUGGACUGCAUUAGAAAAAGCUACCGGGAUGAAGGCCCAAGGGUGUUCACGAAGGGUCUUACAUCCACCUUGCUUCGGGCUUUCCCUGUUAAUGCUGCAACUUUUGCCACUGUUACAAUAUUCCUUACAUAUAUGAGGUCGGAGGAUGGCCAGAUCAGAGGUGAUUUAAGUGGAUGUGAAGCUGGUCCAGUGAUGCAACAACCUUCAAGUUUUUAAAUUGACUGGAAGAUAAAGUUGUACCUGUUACAUGUAAGAUGUCAUCAUUUUUUAAAAAAAGAAUAUUUGGAUACCAAGAGUAUACAUUUUGGUCUGUAUAAAGCAUCUUUUUAAAAAUCUCACUUAUAAAAGCAGCUUAAUGCUUUAGGAAAACUCUGAGUUGACACUAGAAACUCGGGACAAUAAAAGGAUUUGCCUUUUGAACAUGUGCUCAAACCACAUCUGCUGGAUUUUUCCAGUGCAGCCUUGACUUCAAUUCCUACAAUCCUCAGCCAGCACAUUAUUAAGGAAAUCCAAUGCAGUCAUUAGUUGAAGUCAGUUUCAAUGUAUUGCAGACAAGUCAAAAUAGCUACUACAUCUAUCAACCCUGAUGCUAAAUUCCUAUUCAAACAAUAGAAGAAAUGGGGCUUUGAACAGAUAAUAAAGGCUUGUAUGCACAGAUGUUAUGUCCCUUUCAUGUUUAUUGGGAGUUUAGGACUAGGGCCAGCAGCAUACUUCUCUCAACACACAUUAAACGGUCUGGAUGGAUUCUCUGUUCUGGUUAUUGCUGUCUGACCACUAUAUUCGAUUUAGAGCCGAUUGUCCUGGUAAAUGUAGAGUAAAAAAACAACAACCCAACAUCUGUUUCAUUUUCCUGCACUUUAUCCUAGGGGAGCUUGUGUUUUCCAAAUAAUUUUAGCUUAUAAUUUACAACAUCUGAUCAGUGACCCUCCUGACGGGAACUGAUGGAGAUGAACAACAACUGGAGAACUACAAGCCUUUCCUUGAUUCUAUAUUUUAACAACCUGUUGCAAAUCAUUCUUUAGAUGAUGUAAGCUACACUUUUUACCAUUCUUGUUAAUUAGCAGUACUUGUCAGGAAGCCUGUAGCCUCUUCCUGCUAAUUGUGAAUAUUUUAGUACAGUCUAUGCUUUAUUAUUUGAUCAGUAUGCAAUCGGAUCAGUAUCUCAAGUCAUGUAGAUGCUUUCCUGCUAUUUUUAGAUUAUGGUUUGUUUUUCUGUUGUGUUUCUAUUAGCAUUUGGCUUUUAAUUUUUUUUUAAUGUAUGCAGUUGCAUCUUGUAAAUAUUUAAACAUAUUUUAGUUACUAUGUUUUGAGUUGGAAGGUAGAGUAUAUCUAGAAAUCAUGUUACAACCCAAAAUGUAGACUAUUGUUUUUAGGGUGAUGGUGAUAGAUGUGCUUAAAUUAUCAUUUCUUCAUUACUGGGGUGUAUGUGCAUAAUUAUGAUCUAUAAGUAAUAAGAUAAAGGAUGAAAGUAUAUUUAAAAGAAUUUAACAGAAGUGUGUUUUAGGGAAUUAUAUAUUGAAAACACAAGUCAAGCUCAGUAGUUUUGGAAACUUUGGUGGAUAAGAGACCUGACAAACUAUUAAGCCUAUUUCAUAGCAUUCUUAAAUAAAAACGCUGCAAUAUUGUCUCAUUAACAUCAGCAAUAAUACUAAGUUAAUUGAGUUUUAUUAACAAAUGUUUAAGGUUGCAGUGCCAUACACACUUAUCUGGAUGAUUAAACUCCAAUUGGGCUGAUUUCUGAACAGCAAUAAAUAUAAUUGGCCUAGUCAUAAUAUCUCUCAAGGUGUGUAAGGUGUACAGUGGCCAGUCAAACAUCUAUU
This is a messenger RNA of Ahaetulla prasina, 4357 nucleotides long. RefSeq names its product solute carrier family 25 member 29 (gene SLC25A29). Lineage: Eukaryota; Metazoa; Chordata; Lepidosauria; Squamata; Colubridae. Bases 1932 to 2753 code for a protein of 273 amino acids. Gene Ontology annotation, cellular component: mitochondrion. Gene Ontology annotation, biological process: mitochondrial L-ornithine transmembrane transport. Gene Ontology annotation, molecular function: high-affinity L-arginine transmembrane transporter activity. The transcript has 5 exons. The record is from RefSeq and is a predicted model, not a curated record.